UAUUUGCAUCUGUGACGUCAGUGGUCACGCAGAAGUAGAAGAGUUAAUAGCAGCGAAUGGACAGAUUAUGAAAGUCAGCAAACUUCUCCACAUCUGAAAGAUUACCCGGACAAGUGACUAAUAUCUGUCACGUAUUCGAUACCAGAACCUUAUAUAAUGGACGUAUAUUGCUGCAGACGCUUUCGCUGUUUUGAUCCGACUCAAAUUGACAGGGAUGAGCAACUUGCUAGCCUUCGGUAAUGAUGUGCCCCGUGGUCGAGACAUUAGCAAGCUAGAUCCAAAUUAGAUGUGUUGUCAUUACUUGAGAAAAAAAUCUGUCGAUUUGAGAACAAAACCUGUGGUGAUUACUGCCGACUACGGUCAACUGACGAAAUCUGACUGAGUUGUGAAAGCCUAAAUGCUAACUAGCUAGCAGAACAGUAUUGGGAAAGCAGCGCUAACGUUAUCUAGCUUGCUAGACAGUUAGGGACAGACAAGGUACUGGAGGCUGCUGUGUUAUGCUGCGGAAGACAUGGCGCUAGAACCACUGACGGACGUGCUCUGCGAAUCUAAUGGAGGAAGAACCAACGACUCCGAAGUUCCCAGACCUACAAGCCGACAUCAACCCGAACUGGGGCCGAACCCGAAUAACUUUUCUCGGCUGUGCAGCAGGGACGAGGCGGAGAGGGCAGAGGCGCUGGAAGAACUGACCCAGAACGUCAUGUCCCGGUUGGGUCUGGACCGACCCGGUUCUGCUCGUCUCGAUAAACACACUCUCCUGCAGCUGCUGCGGGUCUCCCGGUCCUGCCCCUUACAGGAGGUCCGAGAGAGGGCAGCGGAACUGCUGCGGACUGCACAGGAGCGAGGUGUUGAGAUUCCUCAGGCUUUGGCCUCCGGUCCUAGUGCCUUCAUCCCUGCGCAAGUGAUUUUGGAGGAGGGGCCAGAUGAGGAAGUUCUGAUAGAAGCCUUCCUCUCAUUGGGCCGUUUUGACCACAUCACCAUGGUGAUGGCCCUUCACCCCACCUACCUCAGCUGCUUCCUGCGUACCCAGCAUGCUUUGCUGGAGCUGGAUGGCCCGCUGCCCCGCCCCUGGAGGCACUACAUCGUUGUCAUGGCCGCAGCUCGUCACCAGUGUUCCUACCUUGUCCAACAGCAUAGUGCAGGGUUCCUGGAGGCAGGGGGGGAGGAGAGCUGGCUGGAGGGGCUACAAAACACACACCCCAAAAUACGCUGCCUACACACACUCAACAAGCUGCUGGCACACAGACCCUGGCUCAUCACACAACAGCACAUACAGGAGUUGGUGUGUCCCGGGGCGGACGCUCGUUGGUCAUUGGCUGAGCUGAUCCACGCAGUUGUCCUGAUGACUCACUCUCAUUCGCUGUCCUCCUUCGUUUGGGGGUGUGGCCUACACCCUGAGCCCGACCACGUAGGAGGCCACGCCUUCUGCCCGCCAUCACCAUCCAAUAACAUGCCGCAAAGCACUCACAGUCCCGCCCCCGAGGACGGCAAGCCAGAGGAUGGAGUGACGGAGGUGGAGGUAUUGAUGAAGAGGAUGGUGGAGUUACAACAGCAGGAGGAGGAGUGUAGUCAGGAAGAGAUGAUCACUCGCUUUGAGAGGGAGAGGAGCGAGAGCAUACCUACUGCAGUGGUACGGGGAGCCCCCUCUGACUUGGUGUUGAGGUUGGUGGAGGAUGCAGAGUUCAUCUAUGAAGACUUCUCCAUCCGAGGAGAACAGUCACCUCCUACCAUGAGAGCACAGGACUACUCAUGGGAAGACCAUGGAUUCUCCCUAGUGAACAGACUGUUACCAGACAUGGGCCAAUUACUGGAGGAGAAGUUCCAGGUUGUGUGUGGUCUAACCUACAACAGGAUGGCGAUGCACAAAGAUGUGGACACAUACACACUCCGCAAGGCUCUCUGGAACUACAUACACUGCCUCUACGGAAUACGGUACGAUGACUACGACUACGGAGAGGUGAAUGUGUUGUUGGAGCGAGGCCUCAAGAUGUUUGUGAAAACGGUAGCGUGUCAUCCUGAACAGACUACAGAAAGGGUCUACUCUGCCUACUGGAGACUAUUCAGACACUCUGAGAAGGUCCAUGUCAACCUGCUGCUAAUGGAGGCUCGACUACAGGCUGCUCUACUAUACACACUACGGGCGGUCACACGCUACAUGACAUGACUACAGGCUGCUCUACUAUACACACUACGGGCGGUCACACGCUACAUGACAUGACUACAGGCUGCUCUACUAUACACACUACGGGCUGUCACACGCUACAUGACAUGACUACAGGCUGCUCUACUAUACACACUACGGGCUGUCACACGCUACAUGACAUGACUACAGGCUGCUCUACUAUACACACUACGGGCUGUCACACGCUACAUGACAUGACUACAGGCUGCUCUACUAUACACACUACGGGCUGUCACACGCUACAUGACAUGACUACAUGCUGCUCUACUAUACACACUACGGGCUGUCACACGCUACAUGACAUGACUACAGGCUGCUCUACUAUACACACUACGGGCUGUCACACGCUACAUGACAUGACUACGGGCUCACAUGCUACAUGACACGACUACGGGCUGUCACACGCUACAUGACAUGACUACAGGCUGCUCUACUAUACACACUACGGGCUGUCACACGCUACAUGACAUGACUACGGGCUGUCAUGCUACAUGACAUGACUACGGGCUGUCACACGCUACAUGACAUGACUACAGGCUGCUCUAC
Messenger RNA from Salmo salar (Atlantic salmon), 2728 nucleotides. It is a transcript of the gene sesn2, whose product is annotated as sestrin 2. The record is from RefSeq and is a predicted model, not a curated record. Gene Ontology annotation, molecular function: oxidoreductase activity, acting on peroxide as acceptor; L-leucine binding. Gene Ontology annotation, biological process: cellular response to L-leucine; cellular response to leucine starvation; regulation of response to reactive oxygen species. Lineage: Eukaryota; Metazoa; Chordata; Actinopteri; Salmoniformes; Salmonidae. Gene Ontology annotation, cellular component: nucleus.